Molecule: messenger RNA, 1845 nt
Organism: Nerophis ophidion (straightnose pipefish)
Lineage: Eukaryota; Metazoa; Chordata; Actinopteri; Syngnathiformes; Syngnathidae
Exons: 9
Coding region: 95-1201 (368 amino acids)
Biological process (GO): mitotic sister chromatid segregation; mitotic cell cycle checkpoint signaling; establishment of localization in cell
Cellular component (GO): kinetochore; nuclear body; dendrite
Source: RefSeq, a predicted model, not a curated record
UGUCAGCAAACAAGGCGACGAUUGUUCGUCAGCUCCUCCACAGCAGCAGGUGGCGCUGUAGUGCAGCAAGGGCGUGGACCCGGAAAAAGGAUGAAUGGUGACGUCAUCGACCGGAUCGCGCGGAAAUUUGAAAGCAAAGAUGGCAGAUAUUCAAACUGUGUUGCAGCGCUCUGAGCGUGUCCUGCUGGCGCCGUGUGGGGACCUGGACCAGUCGGACUUGGCAGACUCAGCAGAGGGAACACUUCUCUUCAUGCAGGACAGUCGUCAGGUGAAGAAGGUUCUGUGGCGCCAGCUCUACGUCCUGGACUCCAUGAUGCGUGUGUUGGAGGGUCAGCACCUGCUGACACAGCCCUGCCCUCCUCCAGCAGGGGGCGGAGCUCGAGAGAGGUGGAAGGCGGCCAAGGCAGAGAGCAGGACCAUGGAGACUCACCUGGAGGCACUGAUCUCUACACUGCACCGCAACAUCCAGCAUGGAGUUCGUGGGCGACACACACUCACACACCUGUUGCAAGAGCUGCACAGCAAGAAGGAGCAGAGAGAAGACGUGGAGGAGUGUGUGCAGAAGGCCCACAAUGCAUUGCAGAGAAGUGAGGGUCAGCUGACUCAGCUGAGGGCGGAGCUUAAGGCGGUGCUGGCAUAUGUGGAUUCCUGGCAGCGUUCCAGAGAUGACUUCAGGGCGUACCUGUCAGACGUGCAUGAGGUCACACCCCUGCACCUGCUGUCCUUCGACCAAUCACAGCUGUCCCUGGAGUGGCGGCACAAAGAGCAGGCCAGCCAUGACGUGGAGCCACUGAAGGUGUCAGUCAGGUGGAGUCACGACCACCGCUUCACACUUCAGGUGAGCCAGCCGGGGUUGGCGCCCCACAGCGUCUCGGGCGGCCGCUCGGAGCUGGGCGCCACCCUGUUGGAGGUCAUGCAGUACUACAUGGGUCAGGCCCGCCUCCUGUCUGAGAUCCAGCAUUUGAGGUCCAGCUUCGCCAUCGACUGGCUUCCUGCCAGCCGCGUGCUGGUCUACCUGAAGUCUGCGUCGCUGGUCUGUCACCUGCAGGUGCAGGAGGGUUACCCCGACACUGGCGCCGUCAGUCUGCUGUCCGUGCACAGAGACGCUCAGCCCGUGGACACCUGUGGACUACAGCCUCCAAAAGCUCACAGCCGCCUGACUGACUGGCUGGUUCUUCUCUGCAGCAGUCCUCUCAUCUGAUGUCCUCUCCUCUCACAUCCUCUCAUCUGAUGUCUUUUUCUUUGAUGUCAUUUCAUCUGAUGUCUUCUUCUUUGAUGUCCUCUCAUCUUACAUCCUCUCAUCUGAUGUAUUCUUCUAUGAUGUCCUCUCAUCUCACAUCCACUCAUCUGAUGUAUUCUUCUUUGAUGUCCUCUCAUCUCACAUCCUCUUAUUUGCUGUCUUCUUCUUUGAUGAUCUCUCAUCUCACAUCCUCUCAUCUGAUGUCUUCUUCUUUGAUGUCCUCUCAUCUCACAUGUUCUCAUCUGAUGUCUUCUUCGUUGAUGUCCUCUCAUCUCACAUCCUCUCAUCUGAUGUUUUCUUCUUUGAUGUCCUCUCAUCUCACAUCCUCUCAUCUGAUGUCUUCUUCUUUGAUGUCCUCUCAUCUCACAUCCUCUCAUCUGAUGUCUUCUUCUUUGAUGUCCUCUCAUCUCACAUCUUCUCGUCUGAUGUAUUCUUCUUUGAUGUCCUAUCAUCUCACAUUCUCUCAUCUGAUGUCUUCUUUUUUGAUGUCCUGUCAUUUCACAUCCUCUCAUCUGAUGUCCUCUCAACUGUCAUGCAUUUAAUCAAAUAUAUUUUUUUAAAUUACUUGUUGACAUUCUGAUGAUAAAAUUACAUUUGUAUCCAAA